AUGAAAGAGCAAGAGGCCGCUGCUGUUGCGAAAGAAGAUGUCGUUGAAAUAGAAACUUGGAACCCAGAGGAGAGUCUCCGUCCAUUUCUGAAUGAGGCCCUGCUGGUGAACGAGGAAAUCAGCGCCAUUCACGCCCUUCUUAAGGUCGCCAAUAACGACAGUAAGUUGGCCCACAAACAAGAUCUGAGGCUCGCCCUGCGCGACCGCAUCAACAGCCAAAUAUCGGAAAUUCUCAAUGCGGCCCGACGCAUCUGCAAGCGCCUAGAAGUCAUUGACCGCGCUAAUGCUGAGAACUGCCACAUUUUUGGCUGCGGGGAAAGAACAGCAGUCGAUCGGGCCCGUAUUUCCGUGACCAAUUGGCUACGAAGAUGCCCAAAAAGCUGA
Messenger RNA from Phalaenopsis equestris, 384 nucleotides. RefSeq names its product syntaxin-121-like. Gene Ontology annotation, cellular component: membrane. The transcript has a single exon. The record is from RefSeq and is a predicted model, not a curated record. The coding region runs from base 1 to 384 and encodes 127 amino acids. Lineage: Eukaryota; Viridiplantae; Streptophyta; Magnoliopsida; Asparagales; Orchidaceae.